ACUAAGUAAAAAGUGAUGACCGGAAGAGCGGGGUAAGUGUAGGAAGGAGGGGAGUGUCACGAUUGUUGGGGGGAACAGCCUAACCGCGUCUGCUGCAAACAGCUAAUACUUCAGUCGAGCCAACACCUCUGGCACCAGAUCUUGAGCCAGACUGCAUUUAAACAUCUCACAUAACAAUGGGUUGUGCUGUUGGUUGUGCUCGCCUUCUGCUGAUUGGUUUCAACUUUGUGUUUUGGCUGUCUGGUGUAGCAAUUCUGGGUGUGGGCGUAUGGAUCUUGGUGGAUCCCAACCUCCAGGACUUCAUUGAUGUUGUUCACAUAACAGAGGAUGAACACUUCCGCAAUGCUGCCUACAUCCUCAUUGCAUUUGGUGCAUUCAUCUUCCUUGUGGGCUUUUGCGGAUGUUGUGGAGCCAUCCGCAAUAGCAAAUGUCUGCUGGGAUUUUACAUUCUCUUUCUUGUGAUGGUAUUUGCUGGAGAGCUGGCCGCUGGGAUCCUGGCCGCUGUGUACAAGACUGAGAUUAUAAAGAAGUUUGAGACAGAAUUAGGAACAUCCAUCAAAAUAGACUACAGAGAAAAAUCAUCAUGGGAUGUGGUCCAGGCAAAACUGGAGUGCUGUGGCGCAGUUUCUGUAAAUGACUAUGAUAACAGCACAUGGCAGACCAAGCAGCAGCCAGGGAUUAAAAUCCCUGCAUCAUGCUGUAUCCUGUCGAGUGAUGGCAAUCCUGAAAAUGAAGAUGAAUGCAAGGCAAAGAUUUCUAAGUACUUUGAGCAGCCAUGCAAAGACAAACUUGUCCAGUGGGUGGAGUCUCACAGUGUCAUCCUCAUUGGUGUUGGCUGUGGCAUAGCUGGUCUGCAGAUAUUUGGCCUGAUCUUUGCUAUACUUCUUUGCCGAAGUGUUGAUCAGGAGAAAUACUAAGUGGGACAAAAGCUGUGGAUGUCCCUUAUAACAGUCUCCAUUGCUUAACGAUGGUUGGUAGCAAGUCAUGAUUCAUCUUCUGCAUCUGUAAAAGCUUUAUACUUAAGUAAUGUGUGUUGACUUGUGCAAUUGCCACAUAUAAUAGAAAUUGGAAAUGGCAAGUGUUGAAGGAACAAAAAAAAAAGGAAAUUGCUUUGUUGAUGAAAUGUGAAUGCUCUUUUCAGAUAAGACCAAAAAAAAAACUGCUUGCGAAAAAGUUGCAGACUGGCUCAGUUUUAGCUGAUGAAGAUGUAAUAAGAACUUUGGCAAAUAAAGACAUUUUCAGUGGCCAUCAGCAGGUUGCAGAACAAAGACUUCUUUGAAUUUGUUGGUAAAGUCCUUGCAGAAUAGGACAGAUAGAAAGUACUGACAGCUGAGUAGUUAAUGUUUUUUGUUAAUUCCAUGUUCUUGCUUUCUAAAAAUUACCAAAGUUGGACCAUUUACAUGGCUUCUCUACACAUCAAGCAUUCUAUCUCUCAAAGUGUCACAAAUGCUGUAUUGUUGGUUGUAUGUGUUUUUUUUUUUUUUACUGUAUGCUUAAGUAGCUUUAAUAGAGCCAAAUAUAAUUUUAAUUUAGAAAAAGAGCUUUUUUCAAAGACUAUAAUGAGAGCAAAUUUUUUUUCUUUUCAUAAAUCAGUGUGAAAGAGGUAAGAUGGAAAGGUUUUAAAAGAGCAUAUUGAUCAAAGCAAACGGGAGAUAAACGGGCUCCAUUAAAGAGCUUUUCUCAUGAAAACUGGAGUGAACAGGAAUUGAUGAUACUUAAAUAUUCCAUAAGAUUAAAUAAUAAAAUUUAAUGUUAAUGUGCUGAGCAAGGAGUAAUCUCAUUUUGUAUUAAUGUAUUUGUGUUCACAAGGUUCUAAUCUCUUGUAAAUGUAAGGGUGGGGUUUAUUUUUGAGUUGUUCACUGUGUUUAGAGAAGGCGGUCUGGUGGUGCAGCAGUUAGCACCUGUCACAAAUACAGUGAGGGUUGGCUGUCCUGGGUUCAGCAUCUCGUCUCGGGCACGCUGUUCUUUCUGUUUAUAGGGCUGGCUGCCUUGUAUGUAGCCUUAAUUGCUGGCUUGGCCUUAAAUACAAAUUUUUCCCCUUCCCCGCUCCCUCCUUCUUGUUAACGUGGAUCUCUCUUCCUGUUAAUGAGGAUCUCUAAAGAAUGCAUUGAAAAAGCUGUGUUAUUUAAGAAUAAUUUAUUUGACAAGUGACAUUGCAUGAGGAACAUGUCUUGAUGAUGGCUGCCAGAUACUUGACAAAUAUGUUACACCCACUCACACUUGUUGCAGCCCCAUGCUCCUCCAGGAGUAGCAAGGACUCACACUCGCAGUCUCUUUGUACCCACAUGAGAUGAUGAGAUGCACAUUACAGGUACAUGUGUGCACCCACAUGCACACGCAUGCACAGACACACUCACACUUGCAUAUACACUGUACGAUAUCCACACAUUUCAGAUUUAUCACUGACCUUGUGCACAGGGGUACCCAAACAGAUUUUCAUGACAAGGCCCACACAUUGUAAGGAGAGAUAUUCAACAUUCAGUCCUAACUCACGACACAGCAGAGUCUGGUGAGGCUACUGCUUUGGCUAUGAAACUGUUUCUCAGGUGGGAUGUUCUGGUCUGAACAUGUUUAUACCUGAGCCAGGAGGGCAUGUGACAGAAUAGGCUAUUGGCCAAGUGAGAUGCAUCAGCCACAAUCUUAUGUGUGCUAGGCGUAGAUUGUUCCUGCAGAGGUUAGUUCCACUAGCUGCAUGCAUUACCUGGUUGAGUGUGACUUUUUACUUUUGGGUGCUGCUGCCGUCAGUAUACUCUUGAUCAUCAGAAUGUCCUUUUAUACUUUAUUAUAAACUACCACAUUGUUUCUUCUUCUCCUGGAUGGUUAUUUAUUUGUCAUCUGAAUCUCAGUAUGGAGGCACAGGUAGCUGGUAUAGGGUUUGGAAGCACAGUAUGCAUAUAUUUGGUGACAGAUUCAGGAUAAGUUACUCAGCUCUCAUGGUAUAGGCGGUUGUAUAUAGUGGAGUAAGGAAAUGCUUAUAUUACCAAGUAAGACUGAAUGGCUGCCUCACUAGUCUUGAAAACCAUGUUGCUAUAGUUCAUUUAAGACUUUUUCCUUGUCAUAGCAUGUUGUUUGUAUACAUAUUGUUAUUUCUGAAAUCUACAUUUUUGUCAUCGUUUUAAAGUCAGCAUUUAUUGAAAUGUCUUUUUUUAUUUGCUGUAGUUUUUGUUGUUGUAGGAAGUACAUCUCUUAAUAAAUAUCGACAGCAAGAAGAGGUCUUGCCUCCAUAAAUGUUUAUCUGAGACUACUGACGGUUGUCUCAGGUUAUUUCAAAGACAUAAAUGUUUGCUGUUUGUUCAUCUUGUCUUAAGGAGAUGUAUAGUUUCUUCUGUACAAGUGGACUUUUAAUGAAACUUAUUACUACUUCUUCUGUGCGUCGAAUCUUGUAGGAGGCCUAGUCCAUGCCAGAUAUCUUGGUUCUCAGAAGAAAAAAGAAAUGUGGUGUUUAUUUAGUUCCACAGAUAGGUUUUGAGUAUAUAGCAUGAACUGCAAAUUGUUCUUGCACUAAAAAUGUUUUUUUAUAACUUAUCCUGUGGCUAGAUUUAUCUUUUACUGUGCUGCACGUGUUAUUGUGCUAUUUUAAAUUGUAUGUUUAAAAUAUCUGCCACCUCUGUGACAUUUCAUAAACAAAUGGCAAUUCAUUUUAUGGCACAUCUUUAAAAGUUUACAAUAUUUGUACAACAGUCAUCACUUAUUCUGUUCCAGUACUGGAUAUGUUAGUAUCUACAGUUCUUAUGCCUAGCUCCUAUGGUGCAUGUGGAGUGUAGAACACAAAAAAUUUGCUGAGGUCAAACACAUCAGUAACUAUUAUAUGUUUUUACUAAACUGUGAAAAUGUGCUGAUGUAACAUACAUUUCACAGUUUCUGUUCGUUCCAUUCUUUUACUUUGCUAUAAAUAAGUAAAUGGAUCAGUGUGAGAUAACUUUUGUUAAAGACUUUAACGCAUUAUUACACAAAUGCUUUACAGUAUAUUUAUUCUGCAGUUUAUUCUUUUAUUUUGUUGUUUUUACUGUUGGUCAUGUUCACUGUUCAAAGGACACCAAACCCAUGCAUGUGAUGUGGAGAAAACUAAACUUAAAGGGUUUUGUGUUUAUUGACUGUAGCCUGUGUUAAAGAAGUAGUAGACAUUCAACAUCUUUAACAUGUGUCAAAGAACUGGUGGACAUUUAACACAUGCUGCCCUCAUGUAUGACAUGGCAGCAAGUGUUGGUCCUGCUUCUCGGUUUUCUUUGGUAGUUCAAAUCAAAUUGUAGAGGAAGAUGUUAGAGUUUAGUGAAUGUUAUGCUGAGCCAUGCGUGUCCAGUUUUUGAUGGUGGUAGAACUGAUGACUUUGAAUUUCAGUGAUUUUGCUGCAUCUGUUGCAAGCUGGCCGUUGAAGCUGCUUACUGGCUGCUGUUUGGUAUUGUUUAUCGAGGAUAUAUACUUGGAUUUUUGCCCUUCUCUGAAGUGAGAUAAUGCUGUAUUUUAUGUCCUGAUCUUUCAUUGCAUGGGUACAGGUAUUUUGGGUAUCUUUUUUAAGAAGGCUGUGUGCAGAAUUCAAUGUUACGUAUGCUGCAUACUUCAUACCUUGUCAUGUGCAUUAUUUGAUUGGUCUUGUUGAUUCUGAUAUUUUUCCCUUUAUCAGUGUCAUUGUCGAUGGUGGUCAUAAUACUGUGAAAACAAGCCUGAAUAUAUUUCUCAGGAAUGUACCACUAUAGAUUCCAAAUGACUCAGCUCAAUCUCAGCUUCAUAAUGUGAAACCUGACAUUUCAAGAGCUGAUAUACUGAAAGCAGAAUUCUUAUAUUAAAAGUUAAAUGCUGUGCUGUGUAACUUAAAAGGUAGGUAUUUGUGUCUUUUUGGACUAAAACCCCUAAAAGCAAUGGAAGAUUAGACCUGUCAUUCAGCCUACUCUGUCUUUGUGAAAGCACAUUGUUGUGGAUACAGUGUAUUGGAAUGAGGAUCAAGUGUGACUCGAAUUACUACAGCAGAGACAGGUGGAUAAUGUGGAUAUGUUGGAGCAAGUAAUUUUAGAAAUAGUGUACUAUCACAACUUCUUGAAACUAUUUUAAAAGCUUAUUUUUGUUGUUGAUAGAACAUCUAUGAAAGAAUUUUAAAUUUCCUUGGCAUACUGAAUCCCCAAGGAAAUCAAAAAUCUGUAUUGAGCAGUUUACAUACACAGCUUGAGAUGUAAUGAAUGUCCCCUUCCCUUUUUCCCUUUUUGUGCCUUUUCACUCCUAAUGUUUAAUUUUUAUAGUAUAUGUUCAAAUUAAAAAGUGUUGCUCUGUUACAUUGUGCGCUUUUAGCCAGUAUAGGGAUAUGGCAUGCUACAAAUAUGUCUUAUCAUUCAGUGGCAUUAUUGCUCAGAGAGUAACAUCUUUUUUCUUUAAUGAUGGUUUGGGAGUCUUACAUAUGCCUUUGAAAUAAGAUUUUCCUUUGAUGACACCAUAGAGGGAGCCUUUUUGAAAUCUUACAAUAGACAACUCAUUGCUUUCUGUUCUUUUGCUAUGUUUGGUUCUAGUCAAUUAUCUCACGGUCUCAUAGCACGUUUCUCUAUGUGAAAAUGUCACUUAGUAUUAUUGUUAAUGAUGAUAGGCCUUCUUAUACCUUUCUCUUUCUCGACUUUUUUUAUAAUCAAGAAAGCUGCUUAAUAUUGUUUAUGAUAACCAGUCUACUUAAAUACUGUAAUUUUGAUAGCUGGCCUACUUAACAUUGGGCUAAUCGAAUAAUUGGCCUACUAUCUUAUUCUAAUAAUUAGUCUAAUUAGUAUUGUUAUUCUGAGAACUGAUUUUUACUAGUAUUGUUCUAAUAACUACCUUCAAAACCCUUAUGCAGUAGACCAACACAUGAUGGCAAUUUAAGGUAUGUUUUACAUCAGUAAAUAGAAGUAUUUUGGACAGGUACGGAAGGACUCUGUUGUAAGAGAUAACGUGACAUGACCAUAGGCCUGCAGAUUUGCUACCCACUGAUCUGCUGCAAAUGAACAAAUUAAGGUGCAACUGUUAAAAAUCAGUUUGAAGGAUGCUUCCAAUUAGCAAAAGGUGUGAUUUUCUGGUAGAGAUAUUUAGGACUAAAGACUGUUGGAAAAAUAUCCCCUCACAGUGAUGACGGAGGAAUAUUGCUUGUCACACCUGCUGCCUAUACUGCUCUUGCUGGGUAUGCAUUUUUUUCCAGGGUAAUUAGGAAGUUGAAGAUCAAGAUUUUUAUAUAAUUUUUUUUUCAGGCUUGUACCUUUCAAACUAUUGUUUGUACUCAGUCCCAUUAGCAGCAGCUCACCUUUAUCUGUGAGUUUAGAGACGUUUAUGACCCAUGUUUAUAGUCUGCAGGCUGUGGCUUAUGUUUAUUGACAAGCUUAUAGAACCUGCAUUUUGUGGCUUAUGUUUAUUGACUUAAAAUUUUCAGGGUUAGACUUUCAUUCACACAGUCAUAUAGGGAAAGUAUUGGUGAAUUAUAAUAUUUCAUCCACAAGAGUUUUAGUGUACUGUGUACAAGUUUAGUGCAUUGUAACCCAGUAGUUCCCACUGACCACAGAUAUAUAUUUUUGGCAAUGACGAGUGUGCAUGUAUGUGUGAGAGAGAGACAACAAUGCCUUGGUUGUUUAAACCUUGUGUAAAAAGCUACCACUUGCCACAGUGAAAAGCACUGAUUUUUGCAAAAAGUUUUUUUAAAUGAAAAUAAUAGCUAGUAUUUGCACAGGGUGAAAUUUGGAAAAGAAAAUUCUGCAGAAAUAGUUUUUUUAAGUUUUGGUUUUUCAUGCAUGACUUAAUGUGAACAGUAUUUUUUAUGCACCUCAUGUACUUAGUAUUUGAUAUAAUUUUGUUUACAUUUAAUGCAGCUACUCAAGAUAUUUUAGAAUAAAAUGAUGCUGUGAAGACUGUCUUUAAUUAAAGAGUGUACCACAUUUAAUGUUAUUUUAGUAUUUUGAAAUUUUGAUUUGAAAUUUAUAUAAAGUAAGUGAUAGAGCUACAGUGCAUAUACAACGUGUACCCAGAUGAUGGAACAAAAGUGCAUAGAAAGGUUGACUGUGAUUUCAUUGAACUUUGGUGAGAAGAUUCCAUCCAGAAUGUUUUAUUACUAGGAAAGCUCAAGAAGUUAGUAUUUUUCUCAUGAACUUGCUCUGUUGGUUAAAAUAUCUUCAUGCGUUAACUUGUUGAUCAGUCACGAUUAUACCGUUAACACCAAAUUAUACCAGUUCAAAAAAGAGAAUUGGUACACUUUACUGGUUGAUAAGAAAAUGGAAUUUUUACUUAGCAAUGAAAGGUCUACGAAUAGUCCUUUGUGUAUAAAUAAACAAAACUAAUUGCUCAUGGAGAUAGUGGGACCUGUUUUGAUCAGUACUUUGCAUUCCUGGUGUCCGCAGUCACUAUCCCAAACUGUUAAAAUGCCGGCCAUUUUUUUAAUUCUUUAUAACUGCGUGUGGACACAGAGACACAGCAGAAGUGUGUUGUUGUCAUGGAAUGUUCGUUGAUCCUCUCAGAUUGUUUAUUUGAUGUUUGUCACAUCCGUGAUUUGAUUGACUGGAUUCGUUGUGCAGUUUAGUGCAGGUGCAGCCUCUUGCAGAAGCUUUGUCCACAUUUACAAUUGAUGACCAAAUGAUCUUGUUAAUAACAGGGUGAAAAUCAAAUCACGGAGUUCAUUUUUUGUGAGUAGAUGUAGUGUAUUUCAGUUCUCACAUAUAUUUAUCUACUUGUUGAAGUUGCGGCCUCAUUGUGUUACAGGUGCCUGCAGGUGUUUUUAUGCUUCAAAAUAUAAUGACAAAGAUUUUUAACAAUUCUUUUUGACAUUAAAGUAGCAGUGCAUGAAUGUUUUAUGUCUUUCAUUUACUCUAAACUGUUCCACAUCCUGAAUAAAAUAAACUCUUAUUUCAA
Pomacea canaliculata is the source of this 7842-nucleotide messenger RNA. Its product is annotated as CD9 antigen-like. NCBI's taxonomy places the organism in Eukaryota, Metazoa, Mollusca, Gastropoda, Architaenioglossa, Ampullariidae. The record is from RefSeq and is a predicted model, not a curated record. Gene Ontology annotation, cellular component: membrane. The coding region runs from base 177 to 917 and encodes 246 amino acids. The transcript is spliced from 9 exons.